Molecule: messenger RNA, 399 nt
Organism: Strongylus vulgaris
Lineage: Eukaryota; Metazoa; Nematoda; Chromadorea; Rhabditida; Strongylidae
Source: the annotation of a GenBank genome assembly
AUGGGAUCCGUUCCGCACUCUGAAACAGCAACUCCAAGAACUAAACGCAAUUCCCGGAAACCAUCUAGGGAUGAUUCCAUCUAUGAGCCACCACCAAGCCCUAGAGCUUCCUCGCGUGAUUCGUCUCCACAGCGACCUCGACAACCCCAUGGGCCAUACUUCCAAGAUCCUUCAAUCAGUAUGCACCAACAACGUUGGCGACCGUUUGCGCAUCCUCAACCGUAUAUAUACUAUCCACCACCUACUGCAUUCCGACGAUUUGAAUUGUCACGUGAGAACAUCGCUAUGUGCAGGAGCCGCGCCGCCUCAACGCGCGCGAGAACGCGCCCAGGCUAUACAGUCGGCGAUGUGCCAGUCGCGUACACAAAAUCUGUGCAAGGCUUGAGAGCAGCAAAGUAG